AUGCCUCAUCGAACUGAGAGGCAGCUAGUAGCAGAUGAUAUCCAAGACAGAUUCUUUUGUUGGAAAAAUCUAAAUCCACAAUUCCAGGGCCUUCCAUGGAACUUGGUACAUUUUUGGCACUUCAAAGGACCCAAUGAUAAUUUUAGCUACUUCCAAUUGGCUUCCCUUCUGAUUAUGAGUCAGCAGCUGCCUUUCACCAUCUGCAGGCACAAGCAAGCCCUGGUCCAGGCCCAAAUUCUGUCCCAAAUCAACUCGUAUAGUGUUGAGUCUCAUGAAAGGAGUUGUUUGGAAAAACAGAAGAGAAGGAAGGAGACUAAGGAGUUCGCAAAGCUAGCUAUGAGAGCAGUUGAUGUGCAACAAAAAGAACAGCACAAAAUGCGCCAUCGCAAGGCGGCCGGCUUGAGUGCCAUCUCACAGACACUUCUAGGCCAGCCAGGAGGAGUGCACUUAGACUAUUAUGAAGGGGAUCAUGGUGAUUAUGAUGCCUUGAGUGUCAAAGGGGCACAUCAACGCUCAGACUCUGAUACAAGCAUAAAGAGUAUUGCUGGACUAGCACCUGAGAAUGGACCUCCACCCGUUGUCCCUCAUCCUGACCUUGACAAGUUCAAGAUGGAGUACCACCCCAACAAUGGUCACGCAAAGUUUACAUUCAAGACUCACGGUGAUGUAUCAAAAGCAUGGGAUAAGGCUUCAAUGCAGAUGACUCUGUUCGAGAAGCAUGUCAUAUCUGUAGAAUAUCAGAAGGGCAAACUAGACUUUGAUAUAUAUUCACAACCACUAUGGGACUGGGCUAUGGACCUGCUCAACCAUUGGUGGAGGAUCCAAUCAUCAUUACCUAACAAGGGGGUACCAUUUGCCUUGAUCUUGUAUGCAGACAAGAUGCACUUGUCGUCAUCUGGCAAUGUCAAAGGGUAUCCGGUAAUUGCCCAGUGCGUGAACUUGCUGGUUCACAUUCAAAAUUGUGCUGGAAUAGGAGGUGGUUGCCUUGUGGGCUUGUUGCUGAUUGUAUCUGAAGACUCUGAACAAAGCAACAAGCUCUCCUAUACAAAUUUAAAGUGCAUUGUUUGGCACGAAGCAUUUUUAAAGUUUCUUGAGGUCAUCAUACUUUACUCCAAGACAGGAUUUGCCCAUCAAUGCUUCAAUGAUAUCCCACGCUGGUUGUAUGCACUAAUUCUACUAUUGUCAGCUAACUACAAAGAACAGUGUGUAAUGGCAUUAAUACAUGAGACAGGCUCCCUCUGUCCAUGUCCCAUCUGCCUGGUGCCUUCAAUGAAAAUUUGCAACCACAUGGUAACAUACCCUAUCCAAAAAGUUGAGGAUGCACAAAUUCACGUCAAACUCUAUGAGGAGAAUCACAUUGCAGGAGAAGUGGCCCUGAAGAAACAAGAAUAUCUUCUGGAGAGUGGAGAACUCAAAUCCCCAUGA
Molecule: messenger RNA, 1425 nt
Organism: Suillus bovinus
Lineage: Eukaryota; Fungi; Basidiomycota; Agaricomycetes; Boletales; Suillaceae
Exons: 13
Coding region: 1-1425 (474 amino acids)
Source: RefSeq, a predicted model, not a curated record